This is a messenger RNA of Miscanthus lutarioriparius, 1587 nucleotides long. NCBI's taxonomy places the organism in Eukaryota, Viridiplantae, Streptophyta, Magnoliopsida, Poales, Poaceae. The record is from the annotation of a GenBank genome assembly.
AUGGCAAGCACGAGUUGGGCUGCCAAAAUGCACGCGACGACGCUGACAAGGUUGGCAGAUAAGCUGAGCAGAUUCGCCUGCGAAUUCUCGCCAUCGGCGAUAAUGGCGCCGCCGCACCAAGACGUUGAGCUUGCAGAGGCUUGUAGGUUUUCCGUCUAUGCUGGCUUCAGCUCUGCCCUCCUGAUGCUCUCUCCCGAUAGAGACAACGAGAACGAAUCAUUAUCAUCAUCAUACGCGUCAUCAAGCUCACGUAUCACCGCCGCCGCCGACGAGGUGCUGGACGAUCCACCGGCGGAGGACAAGGAGACGACCCUCCCGUGCGUCGCGUUCCCGUCGCAGCACGGGCACCCGUCCCGCCUCGUCGAUCCGUUCACCGGCGAGUCCACGCCGCUCCCGGACCUGCCCGUCCCACUCUGGUACAAGGAGCCAUCGUCGGUGUGCAAGCCCGAGGCGCCGCGCGUGCAGGGCCGCCGUCGCGCGGUGCCGCCCACCGACGAUGGCUUCGCGUGGGACCGGUCACCGCGCGGCGUCAUGAUCGCGCGGGGCGACACGGUGUUUUUCUGCGAGGGCGGCGGCGGCGAGUGGAUGACACUGUACCGGUCGACAACCGCGUCGGGCAUGACCGUGAACUACCGCGGCGGCUUCUUCUUCGUCCUCCAACAGCGCACUCUGGUCACCACGGUCAUCGACGCGAGGACCCUCGAGAAGGUCGCGGAUAUCUGGCCGCCGCUUGGCGACGACGACGACGCCGUCGACUGCAUCCACCUGGUCGCCUCAACGGACGACGUCUUCUUGCUUGUCCACCGCGCAAGGGACAUGGAUUGUGAGCUGUUCUCCGAGGUGUACCGUGCCAGGCACAAGAAACCAAAGCCGGAGUGGUCCAAGCACCAAACUGGGUGUCCAAUUGCAUUCGCGUGUGUCCACUUCCAUCUCAGAUCCUCCUUUCUCGCUGAGCAGUUGAUCGGGUUCUGUCAAUUGGCAUCGGAGCGGAGGUUAGCCGUCAACAUGUCCAAGUCGCCGUCGGAGAAGAAGACGGCGGCUGGAGAUGGCACCAGCGAGAAAAAGGACGGGAUCGAGUUCGCAACGCCACCGACGUUCGACGACACACUCGACGCGGACGUGGACGACUCCGCGCUGCAGCGCUACCGGCGUGUUGAUGACAUCCUCGGCGGCGCCACGGAACCUGGGUAUACACCUCGUGAGCUUGUGUUUGAUGAGCUCCAUGCAGUCACAGCGGAGGAGCUCGGAUCAUCCUCCUUUCUCGCUGAGCAGUUGAUCGGGUUCUGUCACAAGGUGACCGACAUCGGCGACCGCGCGCUGUUCGUUGACAGGUUCCAUGGCUUCUCGGUGGGCGUAGGCGGUGAGGACACCGCCGGCGGGGUAAAGAGGAACUGCGUCUACACGAUCAGUGCUACACCGGUGGAAGACCCGCAAGGGCGCCGCAUUGUGGUGUACAACGUGGAAGAGUUUCACUUGGAUAGACCGGAAGUGGGAGGGACGCUACAGUGUGAGCUGGGAGGCAGCCAAGUUGAGCAAUUGUGGGGAGAGCCGUAUUGGAUGAUCCCAAUGUCCAGAGAGGAUCCAUAG